AUGAAGAUGGCAAAUUUUGCGCAGAUUCCAACGAGCUUUGGUCACGAGCUUCGGGCUUGCCUUCGCUGCAGGCUCGUCAAGACUUAUGAUCAGUUUAGAGAAUCAGGCUGUGAAAACUGCCCCUUUUUCGGCAUGGACAAAGAUCAUGAGCGCGUAGUGGAAUGCACCACUCCUAAUUUUACUGGGAUAAUCUCGGUCAUGGAUCCAAGUAGAAGUUGGUCUGCUCGGUGGUUGCGCAUAGGAAGAUUUGUUCCUGGUUGUUACACUCUUGCUGUCUCAGAAGCACUCCCAGAAGAACUGCAGGCCAUAUGUGAGGAGGAACGUGUCCAAUAUAUACCACCGAAACGUGGAUAGCACUUUUCUACAGAAAUGACAGUAAAAGCAGAUAUAUGCAAGCACAGACACAGCUAAGGCUCAUCAACUUGCUCUUUGUAGGGAUUACAAUUAAAGUUUCUGUUGUGACCUUUGAUCAGGCAGUUAUAGCAUUUCCCAAUAGACUAAAUAUAGGUUUCCUGUAUUUGUCUGGGGAGUGAAAGGCUAAAGAAAGGUAUCUAAGGUACAUAAUAAUGUGUAUUUAUCCUUGGACUAGACUGAUUUUGUUGUUUAAUGGGUUUAGUGCCUUCUGGGUUGAUUCUGUG
Molecule: messenger RNA, 638 nt
Organism: Telopea speciosissima
Lineage: Eukaryota; Viridiplantae; Streptophyta; Magnoliopsida; Proteales; Proteaceae
Product: transcription elongation factor SPT4 homolog 2-like
Exons: 5
Coding region: 1-354 (117 amino acids)
Biological process (GO): chromatin organization; positive regulation of DNA-templated transcription, elongation; mRNA processing
Cellular component (GO): DSIF complex; nucleus
Molecular function (GO): zinc ion binding; RNA polymerase II complex binding
Source: RefSeq, a predicted model, not a curated record